UUGGCUAAGUUGCGUUCUCUGUUUACUUUGCUUUUCUCUCUCGCGUAGUGCGAAUCGUAGGAACAACGGUGCGUGCAUGUUUGUGUUUUCUGUGCAGUACAGUAAUCCUUUUGGGGGAAAAGUUUUUUUUUGUUUUUAAAUCUCGCCUAAAAAGUUCGUACAACAAACUGUCUCGACACACAGAUCGGUGCUAACAGAUUGUUUCACUCAUAUGAAAAUCUUCUUCAACGCAACUUCCGUAGGCCGUCUCUUCGAGUUUUGUGGGGUAUAUCACACUUGUGUGCGGCCUGUCUGGAUAUAUCAACCAAAUUCUACACCAAAGGCAGGGUGGUUUUACCGAACGACAUCCGGUAACCGGAAGUUGUAGCGAGUGGUGAGCGGUCGAAUACGAAAUUGCCUAACGGCGUACAAAAUCGCCCUAACCUUCCUAAGGGAAAAUUCACAGUGUGCCAACGAAUAUUAUCGCCAAAAUUCCCGUUCGAAUCUAAGCAAGAAGUGACAGAGUGUGUACGAUGGCAGAAAACAAAGGAAUGUUGCUGGCAAAAUCCGUCCAGAAACAUGCUGGCCGCGCCAAGGAAAAGCUCCUACAAAAUCUCGGCAAAGUCGAUCGGACGGCAGAUGAAAUUUUCGACGAGCAUUUGACAAACUUUAACCGACAGCAUACCUGUGCCACUAGGCUGCAGAAAGAAUUCAGCAACUACAUCCGAUGUGUGCGUGCCGUACAAAAUGCCUCGAAAAGCCUAAUGGAUGCCAUAACCGAAGUAUACGAAAGCCAAUGGACCGGCUCUGAAGUGCUGUAUGGUCAGACCAAAACCAUCGAUACACAGUACCAGCAGUUUUCGUACAAGCUUGCCGAUCAGGUGCUGAAGCAGCUGGACACCUACGCGUUACAGUUUCCGGAAAUGAAGAAAAAAAUCGACAAACGUGGGCGUAAGCUGGUAGACUAUGAUAGCCAACGGCAUUCUUUCCAGAGCCUGCAAGCAAAUGCUGCCAAACGCAAGGAUGAUUUGAAGGUUACAAGAGGACGCGAACAGCUGGAGGAAGCAAAGAGCACAUACGAGGUGUUGAAUUCGGAGCUGCACGAUGAACUGCCGGCCCUGUACGACUCUAGAAUACUGUUCCUGGUAACGAACUUGCAGACGUUGUUCGCAUGCGAACAGCAGUUCCACAGCGAAACGUCCAAGGUGUACGCCGACCUGGAAGCGAUCGUCGACAAACUGGCCACUGAAUCCCAGCGCGGAUCUUACACGCUGAAGAAGAUCAAUGCUAACUCGAAUCCAUCUAGCCCCCAGCAGUCACCAGUGAAAGCGAAUUUAUCGAUCGUGAAUAAUGUCACUAACGGUUCAGCCAAUGCUAACGGACAUACCUCCGCACAAAAUGUGCUCCCGUCAGCGAGAACGCCAUCGCCCCGACCCGAACAACAGGAAGAUGACGAACCGUCCUAUCAGAACACGGAAGUGGUAAAGGCUGCUGCUGCCGCUGCUGCGAAAACUCCAACCACGAACGGUACGGCUUCCAGUAGCGCAAAGCAAGAACUGGAACUGAACGGCAAUGCGGGCCCAUCUGUACCGAAGGAAAAUGGCCACCAGGUGCCAGAGGUGGCGACGGAAAGCCCACCAUUGGCCACCACAAACGGUACGCUUCAUCCUCAUCCGCAGUCAUCCACUAAUCAGCUUCCACAACAAUCCGACCAAACGCACAACACGACCGUGAACGGUGGCAUCAACACCAUCAGCAGUAACGCUCGGAUGGUACCAGAAAAUGGGGUACCGGAACGAAAACUACCCACGAAUGCCACGGUGGCACCAACAACGGAUGUAACCGCUGCUGCUGCUGCUGAUGCUGUUGCUGCUAGUGCUAAUGCCGAUGCUGACAUUCCAACGCCCGCUACUACCGGCGCAGCUGUUUCACAAACAACUGCCGGAUUGCCGGUGCGAAUGGACAAGGUAACACAGACACCACCAGCUUACUUACCGGCGACACCGACGAUGCUGAUGGUGACACCCAAGUCUUCCACAACGCCAAUCCCAACAUUGCUGGCGGACGCUACUGGUGGUGGUCAUGGCAGUAGCAAUCUUUCUACCCACCAGCACCAGCACUUACCGUCCUAUCACUAUCACGCCACUAACGUAACGCUCAACAAUCUUAAUAACAAUACCGGUUACUCUAACACACGAUCGCCACUCUUGAUCGCACAAUAUCAACAGCCGCAUUUAAUCCGUGCUGGUUUAAACAAUAACACUCAAUCGGGACUUUUUUACGACGUUGUUCCGGUCGGUGCAACGACAGCGGAACUGCCGCCGGGCGUUUUGUAUCGCGUGAAAGCUACGUACAAAUAUGUGCGGGAAGACGUCGACGAGCUGAGCUUCGAGGUUGGCGAUGUCAUUAAUGUGGUCGAGUAUGAAGAUCCGGAAGAUCAGGAGGAAGGAUGGUUGAUGGGCACGAAGGAUGGCACAAAUGAAAAGGGCAUGUUCCCGGCCAACUUUACCAGGCCACUGUAAUGCAGCCGAGCACCCGUUGGGUCGGUCGGACUCGGAUUAGUUAGCAGCGUUUUAACCUUCGAUCCCGUAACCGUAAUUCUUUCCGAUCUGAGUCCAAAACAGUGGCCAGCUGAUUAUCUGCACACUCUCCCAAUCUCCCAGAGCCAACACAAGCAUGAGUGCCAAUCCCCGGAUCGCGUACUUCCUCCGUUAGGCAUUUGAAAAUUAGCAGGUCCACUCAAACACACAUACACACUGUUUGUCGUUUUAAUCGUUCUUGUAGCAUAGGAAAAAGGCUUCUCAUUUGUUCCAUAAAACAGGCGAAGGAAAUGUCCUCUCUCCAUCCCCUACCACCCCGAAAUCCCGAUAGCCGGUUAGACAUUCGUGAUUUGACAAUGUCAAAAGCGGAAAACGAGAAGCGUGCGCGAGAGAGCAAGAGUGAGAGAACAAAAAAAGGGAAUAGAUAGUCACAUCCCAGCUCAGAAGUUCAUUUUUGGAGGGUUAAUUUACUUCACGUUUCAGUAGCGUAAUGUGUGUUGACGUUGUAGCGUAUUUUAUUGGCGAAAAGCGAAACAGCGCCGGGAUUGCUGCAAACAGGCAUACACACGCACCACACCACAAACCACGUGGUUAGUAGUAGUGUAUGUCUCUAUAUGAGAAACACUAAUUGGUAGUAACAGCACCGUUUUUGUUUUGUUUUAUUUUUUACGAUCGAGAGAAUGAUGCAGAAACAUCUGAGAAAAGGUGUUUUUCCUGCCCAUCGCGGUAGGGUGAUCGUACUGCAUUACUAUUAACAGUUCUAAAAAAAAAACUAAUGCGACUACUAACCGUUUCUGCGGGGUGUGUCACCGUACGUGCGCGAGUCAUCAUCUAAUCAUUAUUAUCAUCAAUCGUGUUGCAUCAUGAUCACGGAACAUGCAACAAUUGUCACGAUCGAUUGCAUAGGAACUGCAAACUAAUGAAUAACGUGUGCCUUUUUUUAUUAAACAACAACAAACAAAGGAAGAAGCUAACGUACUGGUUCGGAAGCAAAAAAAAACAUACACACACACACAAACACAAACACACGCAAAAAUUGGGCAACUAACGAAUGUAUUCUUUUGUUUUUGUUUUAAGUAAGCUGUUAUCAUCUCGUUAUUUUAUGUUAUUAAAUUACAUUGUUAACGCAGUUGCUUCCAUUCUUUCUUUUGUUUGUUUGAUUGUAUGCAUCAUUUAUCUCCUUCUUUGCUGCAACAAGGGCGUAUUUCCGUCUUUUAACAGAUAGUUUUUUUUUGUUUAUUAUUAUUAUCUUUUUUUUUUGGGAAGAUAUAUUUCAUGUGCAUUGCAUGCAAAAUAAAUCCAACUGUUACAUCCUAACAAGUGAAUACGAUCGGUACGGAAAGAAUUGUACUGCAUGGUUUGGUCAGGAUGUUGUACACCAAGAGGUUUUCGUUUUGUGUAUUUAUGGUAGUAGAAGGCGAAAGGUUAGAUGAAUGGUAGUAGCGUAUACCAUCUACUCGAUGAACCGCUACUGGCAGUUAGAGACGUAAGCGAUGAACACAUUAUCGAGAGAAAGAAAUAAAUCAUUUUGUUUGCGAA
Messenger RNA from Anopheles funestus (African malaria mosquito), 4058 nucleotides. It is a transcript of the gene Amph, whose product is annotated as myc box-dependent-interacting protein 1. NCBI's taxonomy places the organism in Eukaryota, Metazoa, Arthropoda, Insecta, Diptera, Culicidae. The record is from RefSeq and is a predicted model, not a curated record. Bases 513 to 2501 code for a protein of 662 amino acids. The transcript is spliced from 11 exons. Gene Ontology annotation, molecular function: phospholipid binding; protein binding. Gene Ontology annotation, cellular component: cytoplasm; plasma membrane.